UGGGGAAGUAAAGGCAGAGGAAGUGGAGGAAAUAAGGAGAGGGGAGAGAUGGUGGGUACAGUGUGUGGGUACAAAAACAUCAAGCAGCAGCACAGCGUAGGGAGUACGUGAAGGACGGGGGCCUGACAUGUGAUUGAAGAGGGUGAGUUCGGGAACACUAUGAGCAGGUUACUUCUGCAUUUGCUCACAGUGCUUCUUAGAGUCUAUUUGUAUGGGAAACCUACUACUGUGAGGAAGUGAGGAGCUGUCAGAAAGUGAUCCAGGUGAGAAUCAGGAAGGUAAUUGAAACUCAGAAGGAAGAGAGAGACCGGCAGAAGCAGACACCGAGAGAGAGACAAACAGGUACAUGAAAGGGAAAGGUGUUUUCUUAGAGAUCUGAACUUGUCUCUGUGUGAUUAUAAUUGUGUCUGUGUUUGUCUUGUUUCUGUCUGUCCUGAAGGAUCCUGACUGUGCACCUGCCAGCACAAUGGGCCCUCCUCUAAAGGUUCACGAGCUGAUCCGAGCAAUCCGGAGUGUUAAAACACAGAAUGAAGAGCGAGAGGUGAUCCAGAGAGAGUGCGCUGACAUCCGCUCUUCUUUCCGGGAUGAGGACACUUUGUAUCGUGGACGAAGUGUCGCCAAACUUCUCUACAUGCAUAUGCUUGGGUAUCCUGCACACUUUGGACAGAUGGAAUGCUUGAAGCUGAUAGCUUCACCCAGAUAUACGGACAAACGCAUUGGAUACCUUGGAGCGAUGAUGUUAUUGGAUGAGAGGCAGGAUGCCCAUCUAUUAAUAACUAACAGUAUGAAAAGGGAUCUAGAGCACAAUUCUCCCCUUAUUCAAGGCUUGGCUCUUUGCACUCUGGCCUGUCUGGGAUCCACUGAGAUGUGUCGUGACUUGGCUGGGGAGGUGGAACGGCUCCUGCGGACCUCAAGUAGCCACGUCAAGAAAAAGGCUGUACUAUGUGCUGUUCACAUAGUUCGUAAAGUUCCAGAGCUGGUAGAAAUGUUCAUUCCUGUGAGUGAGGAGCUACUGGGAGAAAAGAGACAUGGUGUGCUGUAUGGAGCUGUUCUCCUGGUCACAGAAAUAUGUCAGAGGCACCCAGAGGCCAGCAAACGCAUCCGUAAGCUCUUCCCCCUUCUUCUACAAAAGCUAAGGCAGAUCAUGUCUGAAUAUUCUCCUGAACAUGCAGUUUCUGGUGUUACUGACCCCUUCCUCCAGGUGCGCCUCUUGCGGUUGAUGAGAAUUCUAGGACAGAAUGAUGAGAGUAUCUGCGAUGCUAUGGGUGACCUGCUGGCCCAGGUCUCCACCUGCACUGAAACACAGUCUAAUGCUGGGAAUGCUGUAUUGUAUGAGACCGUUUUGACUAUUGUGGACACCAAAUCUGCAAGUGGUCUGCGUGUUCUUGCUGUUAACAUCCUUGGACGGUUUCUCUUAAGUAACGAUAAAAACAUCAGAUACGUUGCGCUCACGUCUCUCCAGCGAUUGGUCCAGACAGACAAUGCAGCGGUGCAGAGACAUCGAGCGACCAUUGUGGAAUGUCUCAGACAGACUGACACAUCUGUGAACAGGAAGGCGCUGGAGUUAUGCUUCGCACUAGUGAAUGAAGCCAACAUCCGGGUUAUGAUGAAGGAACUCCAAAGGUUUCUGCAAACAUGUCAGCCAGAGCUGAGAGAACAAUGUGCCUCUGGAAUAUUCCUGAGUGCUGAGAGGUUCUCCCCCUCCAAGCGUUGGCACAUAGAUACUAUAAUGGAGACACUGAUCACAGCUGGGGAGAGCGUUCGUGAUGAUGCUGUAUCUCACCUAAUUCACCUGAUCAGAGGAGCCUCUGAGCUGCAUGCAUACAUUGUGCAAAAGCUUUACAAAGCUGUGAGGGAAGACAUUGGGCAGCAGCCAUUGGUUCAAGUGGCCUCCUGGUGCAUUGGGGAAUAUGGUGAAUUACUGCUGCUUGGAUCCUGUGAGGAGGAAGAGCCUUUACAGGUAACAGAAGAUGAGGUUCUAGAUGUCCUGGAAGGAAUACUACAGUCUCACAUCUCCACACCAAGCACACGGGCCUAUACGCUGACGGCCAUCAUGAAACUGAGCACCCGCUUCAAACAAAAUGUGGACCGUAUACGCCGUGUGGUUUCUAUAUACGGCAGCUGUCAUGACGUGGAGUUACAGCAGAGAGCAGUGGAGUACAAUGCUCUGUUCAAGAAAUACGACCACAUGAGGGCAGCCAUCUUGGAGAAGAUGCCUGUGGAAGAGAAAUCUGAAGGAGGAGAUAUUCUGGCAGAGGAAAGACGAACACCUGUAGAGAGCUUACCCCAAAGUCAACCCUCCUCAGUGCAGACAUUAAGCCAGGUCACAGAUCUCUUGGGGCUGCUUGAAGAGAGCCCUGUGAAUGUAAUUACACCAGUUCCUGCUGCUGACCUGAAUGUUACCCAGAAUCUUCAUAAUGGUGGCAGCCUCUUGGACCUGUUGGAUGAUACCCCAGUUCCAGCAUUACCUCCCUUGGUUGUGUAUAAUAAUCAUGGGCUUAAUGUAGAGUUCUCUUUUCUACGUCCGCCCACUAAUCCUGCACUUCUAGUCAUCACUUCCUGCGCCACUAAUUCUUCUGACAGUGACAUGACUGACUUCCAGAUGCAGGCUGCUGUACCCAAGAGUGUUCAGCUCCAGCUUCAGGCUCCCAGUGGUUCCAUCGUCAAAGCAUCUGGUAUAGGAGCUGUCACACAGUGUAUCCGGGUCCUAAAUCCUCAAAAGGUCCCGCUAAAGAUGCGUCUUCGUUUUUCUUUCUCGCACAGCGGAAAUUCUGCUCAAGAAAUUUGUGAAAUUGGCAAUUUCCCUGUAGGAACCUGGCAAUGAUCUAACUGCAUACUGGAUAAAACUUGGCUGUAACAUGAAGAGAAAGAGUUACUCCUAUAUGACAAGGAAAUGAACUCUGUGCAAGAAGGGAGAAAAGCAGGGAUUUAAAACAUUGUGUGAGCAGUGAUAUAUUAUUUUCUGUACAAUAUCAAAUCCACAGACUGGAUCACAUUGCCAGCAAUAGUGCAGGUGAAAUGAAAGUCACACUCCCAAGUACGUUAUGGGGAUUCAACAUGGCAACAUAAGGGCAGUGUUUUUGAGAAGUCUCAUUGCAGAUGUGGUCAGACUCUGGUUGUGUUAUUUGUUUGUUCAGUGGCUGAAGCAAUCUGUAAUAAAAAUACAUCUUUUCAUAAUGA
Pelobates fuscus (common spadefoot toad) is the source of this 3180-nucleotide messenger RNA. It is a transcript of the gene AP1G2, whose product is annotated as adaptor related protein complex 1 subunit gamma 2. Gene Ontology annotation, biological process: intracellular protein transport; Golgi to vacuole transport. Bases 467 to 2824 code for a protein of 785 amino acids. The transcript has 23 exons. Lineage: Eukaryota; Metazoa; Chordata; Amphibia; Anura; Pelobatidae. Gene Ontology annotation, molecular function: clathrin-cargo adaptor activity. The record is from RefSeq and is a predicted model, not a curated record. Gene Ontology annotation, cellular component: AP-1 adaptor complex; Golgi apparatus; membrane coat.